AUGGCCGAUCAAGAAUCCUCUAACCCCAACCCGGAGUCCACCCCUACAACCCCCAACAAGCCAAAGCGUGCCCCUCCUAAGCUGGGAAAGAAGACUCCAGCCAAGCAAGAGCAGACCCCUCCUCCUUCCGAGCAAGGUCAACAAGAUCAAGAUAAAGAUCAAACAGACAAAGAUCAGACCGAAGAGAAAGACCAGGAUCAAGAAUCAGAGCAAAAGGAAGAAAACCAAGAGCCUGAACCCGAGCCUGAAUCCCUUCAACAAGAACCCGACUCCGAUCACGAGAAGGAAACUACCCAGAACGGUAACGCUCAUAAAGAAGAAGAGCAAGAGCAAGAACCCGAACCCGAACCUCAACCUCAAAAAGAAGAACCCCGUCGCCGUCGUCGCCCGCGCCCAUCCCGCAACGACAUGGACGCUCAACCUCAGCAACGCCAGCGCACUCGCCGCACCCGCCAGCCACAGCAGCAGCAAGGUGGUGAUGGUGGCCCACUUGGUGGUCUUGGCGGCGUCGAUCAAGCCGGUCAGUUAGUCCAGAACACAGCCGGCAACGCUUUGAACGGAGUCACUGGAUCCGCCGGGAAAGCCGUCGGCGGCAUUCUGGGCGGAGGUGAAAAAGAGGAGAAGGAUGAUGGAGGUGGUCGGGACGAACAGCUGCGUCUGCGACUGGAUUUGAAUCUUGAUAUUGAGAUUCAGCUCAAGGCCAAGAUUCAUGGUGAUUUGACUUUGGGAUUAUUGUCAGUAUUGCCCUUUCUUUUAUAUCUCCCCCCCGGUUCUUCCAGACGUCCUUCAUUCGUCUUCUUCCUAAUUUGUACUAACUAA
This is a messenger RNA of Penicillium manginii, 819 nucleotides long. RefSeq lists its product as uncharacterized. NCBI's taxonomy places the organism in Eukaryota, Fungi, Ascomycota, Eurotiomycetes, Eurotiales, Aspergillaceae. The record is from RefSeq and is a predicted model, not a curated record. The coding region runs from base 1 to 819 and encodes 272 amino acids. The transcript has a single exon.